This is a messenger RNA of Drosophila ficusphila, 1576 nucleotides long. Its product is annotated as prolyl 4-hydroxylase subunit alpha-1. Gene Ontology annotation, biological process: peptidyl-proline hydroxylation to 4-hydroxy-L-proline. The transcript has 8 exons. The coding region runs from base 39 to 1541 and encodes 500 amino acids. The record is from RefSeq and is a predicted model, not a curated record. NCBI's taxonomy places the organism in Eukaryota, Metazoa, Arthropoda, Insecta, Diptera, Drosophilidae. Gene Ontology annotation, molecular function: procollagen-proline 4-dioxygenase activity; iron ion binding; L-ascorbic acid binding. Gene Ontology annotation, cellular component: endoplasmic reticulum.
CUGAAUAUUGUUUAAUUUUAUGAACAACAUUAUUUCAAAUGUUGUUUCCCGUUGCAAUAAAUCUAAUUUUAAUAUUUUCUUUUGUGUUUUGUGAAAAGAAAAACGAAACUAAUGAACCCGGUGAACGAAUCUACACAAAUUCCAUUAGGGCCCUCUCAGAACUUCGGGAGGUUGAGAAUUCCUACAUGGAGCACUUGAACAACUACGUUGGCGCUCUGCAACGAAAAGUAAAAGCUCUACAAGUGUUGAUAGACUCCGCAACUCAUGACAAUCUUAAAAGUAAGGCUGAUCGCAUUCGAUAUGUUUCCAAUCCCCUGAACUCCCUUGCACUGGUGAGACGAGCCCAUCAAGAUUGGCCCAAGUGGAUGGCUUACAUCAGGGAUCAAGAAAUGGCGAAAGUUGAUAUUAAGGAUAUGAAUAAAUUUGUGAAUCUUACGCCCAACGCGGAGGAUAUGCAAGAGGCCUUGCUGGGAAUGGAUAGAAUAGAGCACUUCUACGACCUGAAGUCCUCUGAUAUGGCAAAGGGUCUUGUGGCAGGCCAACAACUGCAAACUCGAAUGUCAGCUCCAGAUUUAAAAGCAUUAGCAGACUAUAUGUACAAUCAAUCUGAAUAUAGACGCGCAGCCCAGUGGUACCGACUAGCUCUAGGAGCUAUUACCAAUCCCAAGAACAAGAUUUCUUUCAAAAUCUAUGAACCAAAACAAGAGGAUAUCAAAAAAAUGUUUGUAAUAAGUCGGCUUCACGAAGGAUCUAUCGACAAUUUACCCGACUACAUCAGGGAACUCUCCAAAGAUCCACAGAUUCCUCUGGUUCAUUUGAGGCCAAAACCACCUCCCACUAGGGUCGAACUAGGAUGCAGAGGAAUGUUUCCGCCAGGACCUCAAUUGGUAUGUCGCUACAAUACCACCGCGUCGCCAUUUAUGAGAUUGGCUCCGCUGAAACAAGAGGAGAUCAGCAGGAACCCGCUCAUCUGGUUGUAUCACGACGUGAUCUUCGACAGUGAGAUCGCGCAACUGACUAACAACUUGACUCGAGACGAGAUGAUCCAGGGCUACCCUGAUAAGUAUAGAGCUACGGAGAAGCCUUACCGCCUCUUUCACGCCAAAGUCACCGACGACGAUGGGAGCAAGUUGGACAAGACCCUGGUGAACCGCAUGGCGGAUAUAUCCGGUCUGGAUGUCGGCAAUGCGACCUCAUUGGCCAGAGUCAACUACGGACUGGGCAGCUACUUCCAUGAGCAUGGCGAUUACACAGACAUCAAGCUUCAUCCGGAACUUACGGAGGAGGGUGAUCGAUUGAUGACAUUUUUGUUCUAUAUGACCGACGUCCCGGUUGGCGGUGCCACUCUUUUUCCAGGAGCCAAUCUCGCCAUCCAGCCGAGAAAGGGAUCCGCGUUGUUCUGGUACAAUCUGCACAAUGAUGGCGAACCGAAUACGCUGACCAAACACGCUGUUUGUCCCAUGAUCUUGGGCAACCGAUGGGUUUUGGUAAAGAGCAUGUUGUACUACGAUCAGAUGUUUAAGAAGCCCUGUUACAAGUAAAUAAAUAAAUAAAACCCAUUAUGUUUUAAAAGCUA